Molecule: messenger RNA, 453 nt
Organism: Dovyalis caffra
Lineage: Eukaryota; Viridiplantae; Streptophyta; Magnoliopsida; Malpighiales; Salicaceae
Source: the annotation of a GenBank genome assembly
AUGAGUGCACGAGUUCUUUCGGUCGAGUGCUCGCUGAUUGGUUCUCUAGGUUCAAGUCUUCUUGGGUCGUCCGAUCGCUCUUCCAGGCCCCUGUGCUAUUUUGAGUUUGUUGCCGGUCUCGUCCUACCGAGGUUCAUAGUUGCCGGCUCCUUAGCUACUGCUGCUGAUUGGUUAGAGUUGAUUGGUGUUGCUUCCGCUUGUGGCUUAGAUAUCAUUCGGUGUCCGGUUGUAAGUCUACUUGCUUGUUUGUGUGGGCUCGGCUUCGGUCCGGUUGGGCUAAGCGUCCUAAGCUCCGGCUUCGUUUUGGUUGGGCUCUCCGGUUGUUUUGAAUUUGGGUACUAUGCCUCCGUUGUUUUGCCUCCGGUUGGCCCCGCCUUGGGCGACUUGAUGUGUCCGCCUCCUCAUGGCCUACUUGCUGCUCGGUCCACAUUAGAUUGGGCUUCACCGGACUAG